Molecule: messenger RNA, 1738 nt
Organism: Neocloeon triangulifer
Lineage: Eukaryota; Metazoa; Arthropoda; Insecta; Ephemeroptera; Baetidae
Product: 2-acylglycerol O-acyltransferase 1-like
Exons: 6
Coding region: 153-1172 (339 amino acids)
Biological process (GO): triglyceride biosynthetic process
Cellular component (GO): endoplasmic reticulum membrane
Molecular function (GO): diacylglycerol O-acyltransferase activity
Source: RefSeq, a predicted model, not a curated record
UGACCUUAUAACAUGGCAAGAGCGGCCGAGAUUAGUGCGCUGCGGACACCUUGCUUGCUCUAUUCUCGGCGGCGCCUCCGACACAAAGACUCGGACCCACGAUUCGCCACUGCUGCUGCGGUUUGCAUGCACGCGAGCAUUCUUCCUGAAACAUGGGGCUGCUGCAAGUGCAGUUUGCACCUCUCAACACGCCAUUCAUUCGGCGCAUGCAAACACUGGCUGCGGCUGGAUGGAUCAUGACUUUUGUCUUCGGAGGCUUUUUCUUCAGCGUGCUACUUUUUUACAUGAUGAUCUGCACUAGACUCUGGUGGCUCGUCUUCCUCUACAUUCUGUGGAUACUCAUCGAUAAAAACACGUCCAAGAGGGAAGGCCGAAGAAUUGAGUGGGUCAGAGACUGGACAUGGUGGCGACUGUACCGCGCCUACUUUCCUUUGAGUCUGGAGCGAACAGUUGAGCUUCCGAGCGACCGCAAUUAUCUAUUUGCCUGCUACCCUCAUGGUGUGCUGUGUUCGGGUCUUUUUGGAAAUUUUGUCACAAAAGCGCCGGAAUUUGAGAAACUGUUUCCCGGGCUCACCCCCACAGUUCACACCCUGGACGGCAACUUUUCCCACCCCGUCAUCAGAGACCUGAUUCUUUCACUUGGCCUUCGAUCCUCCUCUCGCGAAGCUAUUCUGUACAACUUGUGCAGUGAGAAGAAAGGUCAAGUGUCAGUUCUCGCAGUCGGAGGAGCCGCCGAAGCUUUGAAGUCGAAACCGGGCGUUUAUAAUAUCAUUCUCAAGCCGAGGAAAGGCUUCGUCAAGUGCGCCCUCAUAUCUGGCGCCACGUUGGUGCCUGUUUUCUCAUUUGGUGAGACAGAUCUUUACAAUCAGCUGGACAAUCCAGAAGGCUCCUUGCUACGGAGGGUUCAGGAAAGGCUGAGGAAAAUCAUCGGCAUCGCCCCUGUGGUUUUCCUUGGCCGAGGAAUGUUCCAGUACUCGUUCGGACUCGUCCCGCAGAGGCGAAACGUCACCACAGUAGUUGGGAAGCCCAUUGAGUUGCCAAAAGUGGUCAAUCCUUCCCCCGAAGAGGUCGAAGAGUACCACACAAAAUUCACUGCCGCGCUGAUUGAUCUGUUUGAAUCAAACAAGCACCGCUUAUUGUCCAAUCCUAAUGUUAUGUUAAAGAUAGACUGAAUUCCAAAACACUGAAAGGCUGGGGCACAAUGAACAUCAUUUUAGUUCUUUGUUUUCAUUAGAAUUUAAAACACAAUUUUCAUUGUGUGUGUUUUUUUAAACAAAGGUUUUACGGAUUUAUUACUAUCUAUGAAACAGAAGUUAAUAUUUGAUUGGGUAUUCAAGCAAUACUGUUUUUGUUGCAAUAAUAAUUAUAAUAAUCUCAUUUAUAUUUAUUUGUUCAUUAAGCUGUUAUUGCAAUAAUAUGCAAAUCCCUAUACUUAUUAGCUUUAAAUAAAUGAAGUCGGGGGUUCUAACAAUAAUAUAUCUUCAAAAUGCUGAAGCAAUUUUUUCCACUUUAAUUAUUUUGUUUAUGAAUAAAGAUUAGUAUAAACUUUUAUUAAGUAAUUUUAAGCGAUUUUAAGAGCCAAUGCCAAUGAUACAAAAUAGAGCUCCCUUAGUUUUUGUAUGAUCCAUUAAAUUUCCAUCGCAAUUGCAGGAAAAUAAAAUAAAAAAUGACUGAAAACGCUCACCAUGAAAUUACAUGUUUGACGCACUACUUGUUUUUAUCUGUAAAAUUAGUUACC